This is a messenger RNA of Saccostrea cuccullata (small rock oyster), 2682 nucleotides long. Its product is annotated as steroidogenic acute regulatory protein-like. Gene Ontology annotation, cellular component: endoplasmic reticulum-endosome membrane contact site; late endosome membrane; endoplasmic reticulum membrane. Lineage: Eukaryota; Metazoa; Mollusca; Bivalvia; Ostreida; Ostreidae. The transcript has 14 exons. Gene Ontology annotation, molecular function: lipid binding. The coding region runs from base 130 to 1542 and encodes 470 amino acids. The record is from RefSeq and is a predicted model, not a curated record.
UGCCAUCUGAACCCGGAGAUGCCAAUCAUGUCAGUUAAUGCGGUAGGUGAAUGAUGUGGUUAAGUAAUUAGGGCGUGCAUUAUGCAGUGGUUGACCUAAUUCUUAAGACAUAUACUGACAACAAAUGACAUGGUCAGUGUGAGUGGUGCUCGGGAACAGAAAGCCAGACAAGCAGGGAACGCAAUAUAUGGCAGUGUCCACAAUCAAAACAUGACCUCCAGAGUGAUGGACGAUAACGACACUUAUGUCUACGGACCCGAGCGAAUCUCAACUCACCCCUACUCUCACUGCUCCACCAUUUCAUCUGUCCGCAGAACCUUCUGCCUUCUGGCUCUCUUUGAUCUGUGUUUCUGCUUUAUACUGUGGGUCAUCUAUACUCAGCUUACAGGUUCAGAAACUGUUUGGGAGGCAUUUGAACAGCAGGUUGCUAAUUAUGGAUUUAAAACCUCACUGUUUGACACAGUUAUGGUAGCGGCACUUCGAUUUGUUUUGAUUGAGCUGGGCUACGCAUUGUUUAGACUAAAUCAUUGGUGGCUUAUUGCAAUUUCCACAUCACUAACUUGUAUAUUUUUGAUUGCCAAAGUAUUUUUAUUUGAGUUCAGCCAUGCUGGUAAACCUGAGAACCCUCUGAGUUAUAUUCUUUUAUUAGCAUCAUUUAUCAUUACGUGGAUUGAGACUUGGUUUCUGGAUUUUAAAGUCCUGCCAACAGAGAAAAAAAUACUACUUAAAGGAACACACGGUCAGCCAAACGAGAGGACAAGUUUACUGCGGAAUGCAGAGGAAGGGAAUAGUGUGCCAGACGAUGACAAAGAUACACGAUACUACUCACCUGCAGGGUCAGACGAUGAGAGUGACAUGGACCGGUACCGCAGCGUCCCCGCCUCCCGAUCACACAGCCGAAAGGACCUUGAGUAUUUGAAGAUAGCUAAGGGUGCCAUGGACAUGUUAUGGGAGCUGGUGAGAGAAGAAGGAUGGAAUAUAGAAAAGGAGAGGGAAGAGGACGUAGUCAAAAGUGCCUACAUCAAAAAACUCAAGAGGAAAAUCUACAAACUAGAGAGUAUAUUGGAUAUUAGUCCCCAUGAACUCUGGAGAGACACAAUUGAGAAUAUAAAUGAAUCACCAAGUUGGAAUCCAACAUUGCUAGAAGCAAGGACACUACAGGUAGUGGAUGAUAGAACAGACAUAUGUUACAAUAUAGCAGCUGAGGCCGCGGGGGGUCUGGUGUCCGCACGGGACUUCAUAAACUUACGACACUGGGGGGAGAGGAAUCAGACCCUCUUCAUCGCAGUGGAUGGGGCCACAUUCCUCGACAUGCCUCCACAGAAAAAAUAUGUCAGGGGUGUAAGUGGCCCUGGAGGAAUGGUGUUUCAUCGUAUUGAUGGACAGCCCAAUAAAUGUAGAUUAGACUGGUAUCUAAACACAAAUCUAAAGGGCUGGAUACCCCAGGCUGCUAUUGACCAAGGCCUGACAAGUGUUUUAAUGGAUUAUAGUAAAUACCUCAGACUUCAUAUUCUGGAGAUGAAAACUAGAAACAUAAGCUAAUAAUGAAUGACAUAGAUCUACCAAAUCCUGUGUUGUAAGAUGGUUAUGUGAUUUAUUGGAAUGUCUAAUUAGUAUUUAUAUUAAGCAAGAUUUAUAAUUAGGAAGUGAGCAAUUCAUGCAUUUGAGGAAAAGGCAGUAUUUGAGAUGUCCUAUUGUUUUUAAACAGGCAGUAUUUGAGAUAUUGUCAUAUUGUUAAAAGGGCAGUAUGUGAGAUAUUGUCAUGUCCAAAAGGCAGUAUUUGUCAUAAUGAGAUGUUGUCACAUUGACAAAAGGGCAGUAUUUGAGAUAUUGUCACAUUGACAAAAAGUUAAUUUUAGAGAUGUUGCCAAAUUUUGUGAGAUACAUAUUGUUCCAUUGACAAAAAGGAAGUAUUUGAGAUAUUGUCACAUUGACAAAACACAGUUCUUGAGUUAAUGUCGCAUUGACGAAAAAGCUGUUUUUUGAGUUAUUGUCACAUUGUCAGAAAGACAAUAUUUGAGAUAUUGUCAUAUUGUAAAAAGGUAGUAUUUGAGAUAUUGUCAUAUUGUAAAAAAGGCUGUAUUUAAGAUAUUGUCUUAAAUAUUGAUCAUCUACUUACAUAUUUUAUUUAUUUUAAUUCUUUGUUUGGAUGAUUUCCAUGCAGUGACUUGUAUAUUUAUGAUUGUUUUUUUUAAAUCUGUGCAAUUUCUGAAGUUUCAAGAGGAGGAAAUCUAGUUGAAAUGAUUAAUUUCAAUGUUUUAUCUAUUUUAACACUUAAUUUUAUGAUUUGAUUAUAUAGUAUAAUGAGAUGGACAUUAAUUGUUGAAAAAAUUAACAUGAUUUAAAAUUCAAAACAUAUUUGUUUCAAAAUAACUGUAUUUUGAUCACACUUUUUUGUUCCCUUUUUAGAAAUUUUCCAUAUGUAAUCAAUAUCUCAUAAAUUUUUUAAAUUAUAAUACAAUUAUAGUGUAUCCACUCUCUCCCAGAGAAAAAAUGUGUGUAUUUUGUCUGAUUAAAAAAAAUGUCCAAAAAAAAAUUUGAGUCAUGACAUUGAAUAUAAUAUUUUAAAAAAUGCAGGGCCCUAUUUAUAAGCAGUUCAAAUGGUUUAUUUUCUCCCCACUGUAUGGACAUGGCUAAAUCACAUUUAGUUGGACAUUUUAUCAGAUGGACAGAAACUUUUUU